Molecule: messenger RNA, 576 nt
Organism: Juglans microcarpa x Juglans regia
Lineage: Eukaryota; Viridiplantae; Streptophyta; Magnoliopsida; Fagales; Juglandaceae
Exons: 1
Coding region: 1-576 (191 amino acids)
Source: RefSeq, a predicted model, not a curated record
AUGUUUACAUGGAGAGCUUGUAGUGAAGCACUACCUACCCUUUCUAAUUUGCAGAAGAGGAAAGUAGUGGAAGAUGGCCAUUGCCCUGUAUGCAAGACUAAUAUAGAAACCUUAGGCCAUGUGUUAUGGGGUUGUUGUGCAACUAGAGACAUUUGGGGUCAAGGUUGCAAAAAAAUACAGAAGAUGUUAGUCCACAGUAUGAACUUUUUGGGUAUAUGGGAUCAACUUGUCAAAAAUUUACAACAAGAUGAACUUGAAGAGGCAGCCAUGGUUGCAAGGCAUAUCUGGACCAGAAGAAAUGAGUUUGUACAUGGGAAAGAAUUUAGACAUCCCAAUUCAGUCCUCAGAAGAGCUCGAGAGGAUCUGCAAUUGUUUAGAAGGACAAAACAGACUCAACUCACAAACUCAGAAAGUCACACUGUGAGUAUUAAUACUUGGAAGAAGCCUCUUGAUGGGAACUAUAAGCUUAAUUGGGAAGAAGCUAUUGAUGAUGCACGUGGAAAAAUUAGUGUUGGAGCCAUCCUAAGGACUACAAGGGAUUGGUUAUUGGGACUCUCAGAGCUCGGAAAUUGUUGA